Molecule: messenger RNA, 1053 nt
Organism: Vicia faba (fava bean)
Lineage: Eukaryota; Viridiplantae; Streptophyta; Magnoliopsida; Fabales; Fabaceae
Source: the annotation of a GenBank genome assembly
AUGAGUGACGUAUCACCAUAUUGGAUACCUUGUAACUAUGCAAAAGGAAAAUGGGUCCCAGACAACAAACGGCCUUUGUAUUCAGGUUUUCGUUGCAAACAGUGGCUCUCUUCGAUGUGGGCUUGCCGCAUGAUGCAACGUACGGAUUUUGCAUAUGAGCAGCUUAGAUGGCAACCAAAAGAUUGUCAAAUGGAGGAGUUUGAAGGUUCUAAAUUCUUGAGAAGGAUGCAAAACAAAACUCUAGCUUUUGUGGGAGACUCAUUAGGCCGGCAGCAGUACCAGUCUAUGAUGUGCAUGGUAUCUGGAGGCGUAGAGACGAAUGAUGUUGAAGAUGUGGGUAAAGAGUAUGGAUUGAUUGUAGCUGGGGGCUCUGCCCGUCCUAAUGGGUGGGCGUAUCGUUUUUCAAGCACUAAUACUACCAUUUUGUACUACUGGUCGGCAAGCUUAUGUGAUGUUGAACCUAUUGACGUUAACAACCCAAAAACAGAUUAUGCAAUGCACCUUGAUCGUCCCCCAGCAUUCCUGCGUCAAUUUCUACACAAGUUUGAUGUCCUGGUUCUCAACACUGGUCAUCACUGGAAUCGAGGAAAACUAAAUGCCAAUCGAUGGGUAAUGCAUGUUGGUGGAGUGCCAAAUACAGAUAGGAAGCUAGCAGUGAUUUGGGCUGCCAAGAAUCUUACGAUUCGCAGCGUUGUUAGUUGGGUGGAUUCGCAGCUACCAAAACAUCCAGGUUUGAAGGUAUUUUUCCGUACCAUUUCUCCUAGGCAUUUUUUCGGCGGGGAAUGGAACACAGGAGGAAGUUGUGACAACACUAAACCAAUGUCGGUGGGAAAAGAAAUACUGGAAGAGGAGUCCAGUGACCCAGUUACUGCAAGUGCGGUGAAGGGAACACGAGUCAAGCUCUUGGACAUAACAGGUCCUUCUCAGCUUAGGGACGAGGGUCAUAUAUCGCGGUACAGCUUAACAGCAAAGCCUGGUAUGCAAGAUUGUUUACACUGGUGUUUACCGGGUGUUCCUGAUACAUGGAAUGAAAUGCUUUUUGCUCAAAUCUAG